Ceratitis capitata (Mediterranean fruit fly) is the source of this 611-nucleotide messenger RNA. Its product is annotated as integumentary mucin C.1-like. Lineage: Eukaryota; Metazoa; Arthropoda; Insecta; Diptera; Tephritidae. The transcript has 2 exons. The annotation marks the transcript as partial. The record is from RefSeq and is a predicted model, not a curated record.
CCUCACAUUUACUAGUGACAAACAAUCAAAAGGAAAUUAGACCAAGCAAUGGAAUUAGUGUCAGGAGGCUUAACAUGAUGACAACCACUAUUGAAACCACAUUUGUCACACGCUCGGAGGCUUCCACAAUAUUUCCGCCGGCAGGUACAUUAAUAGGAAAGACCACGGAGAAAGCAAAUCUUGCCAACCCACCAUCAACCCCGUCAACAACUAGAAGAACAUCAAGCAAGACAAGAGAUAGACCGCAGAGUUUGUGUUUAAAAACUACAUCGACGUCAUCACUAAAGCCUACGCCAACUAACACAACAGCAACAAUAACAGCAGUAGCAGCAACAAAACGUUGCAAUUUCAAUCCAACUCCCAACCUUCACACAGCGCACAACACUGGACGCCGCAUGCGGCAGCUACUCAAUGCACAUUUGGUCAUUACAGCAACAACAUUGCAACAAUGUGCAGCCGUACGAUGGCAAUUGUUAGUUGCCUUUCUCAUUUGCAACUGUAUCGUGGGCGCAUUCGAGCCGGACUUUGUCUUUCCGCUGGAGAACGUCACCGUAGCACAGGGACGCGAUGCGACCUUCACGUGUGUGGUUAAUAAUCUCGGCGGUCACAGG